Molecule: messenger RNA, 1288 nt
Organism: Closterium sp. NIES-67
Lineage: Eukaryota; Viridiplantae; Streptophyta; Zygnematophyceae; Desmidiales; Closteriaceae
Source: the annotation of a GenBank genome assembly
CCCCAUCCCAGCCCAUCCCCGUCGUUUGCUCGCUCAAAGCACUUACAGUAUUUGAAAGCGCACGACGCUGCUCAUCACUCGUGUCGUCUGCCUUAGACGCAGUUCGCCCCUGCUAUGGCCACCGCCAUGGAUCCCUUCCCAUCCGUCAGAGCAUUACCGGCAUCAUACCACAUGGAUCUGCCUCUGGAGCCGAGGGCGUGCCCUCAUCCGCCUCGCGAUCAACCCCUGACGGACACCCAUCUUUCCCCGCCCCGCGCCCAUCCCUCCCCCAUCCACAAGCGCAAAGAGCGCAGCUUCUCGCCUCCGUCCGCCCCCUCCGAUCAGACGCAGGCGCGCAAUGCGCCCUCGUCGUCGUCCCUCCCACAUUCGCCGCCUCUCGUUGUCGCCACUGACGGCCGGUACCAUGGCGCCACCUGUGCCGCCUGCGACACUUGCGCCACCUGCGCCGCCAGCAGCAACUGCGUUCCAGACGACUGGCCACUCGCUGAGCAUGCGACACCACGAGAUAUGUCACGGCCUCUACCGGACGACUUCCGACAACGCGCCGCCGCCGCCGCCGCCAGUGUGCGAGGAGACGGCGCAGGCCCAGAAGCUGCCUUUGAGAACUUUCAUGUACGCUCUCUCGCGUCGGAAAUUCCGCCCACGUUCUGGGAAACGCAAAGGGCGCAGAAGCAGCGCCGCCACCCCGUUCCGCACUUCCGCGGCAGUAAAGCACCAGUGUCGCCAUUGGGAGCUGGCUCACGAGCGAGAGAACGGUUGGCAUCGGUAAGGGAGAGCAGCAGCAAGAGCAGCGGCUUUGAUCGUAGCACGACGAUCAACGGUGGGGAUGCUGCUACCUCGACGGUCUCUGGCGUUGGAUCGUUAGUGGCGAGCCGAAGGUUCCUGCCUCGGACGUGGAGCGGGCCUGUGGAACGGCCUUCUCGCCUGGAGAGCCUGUUUAUGAGAUCAGGCUCGGCAAAGGGCAAAACCCUUGGAGACACUAGUGGAAGAUCCGGGUUUUUCACUGGCAGCGGAAAGAAGUCAGGUGCGGGUGUUGAUGGGAAGGGAGAAGCAGAAGGGAAGGGGAAUCAACGGAGCAGAAUGGAUGUGCUGAAGGUGGUAGCUGGUGGGAGGGUUUUGCCAAGGGAUGGUGGUGGGUGUGAUGAGGGGAGUGAUGAAUCCCAAGAUGGUCACUUGGAGGUCCCUGAAGUUGUGUCUUGUUUUUGGCAAAUCUAGAUUAUUGCCAUUCUCACCAUGAGUGUAUGGUGAGCUAUAUAUGGUAACGUGGGAAUAUAUCACGUGCAUUCUU